AUGGCUGACCCCAUGAUGAACCAACAGCAGAUGAUCGAGCAGGGGGCGCACGCGCCCAUGACCAACACGGGCCUCGCCAUGAUUCAGCUCAAAGUGCAGGGCGCGAGCCUCUCAGCGAUGAAAUGCAGCGACCCGCGCGACCCGCAGGCGGAGCAGUUGCUGUGGCACGACUUCCAGGACUUCGAGAACGUGAACCUACGCCCUGGAACGUACGCUGUGGUGAAGUGCUGGGGCGAGGACUUCUUGCGCAUGCUCGACGCAGAGCCCGCUGCGAUGGGGGAAGCUUGUGGACACGCGGGCCUGGCGGCAAUGAUGCCUGUGAUCUUCGCUGGCGAGGUGGAAAUCAACGGUGACAUGCAGCUGGCGGCCUGGACGAACGUAUCUGGUACAUAUCAGGUGCCGUCGAAGCUCGUGAAGCAGUCCUGUCUUCCACCGAACUUGUUCUGGGAGUUCGUGGACCGCGAGAAGUUGCCAGAGAUCCCCGACCAUGGCCACCUGAAGUUCCUGCGCGGGGGGAACGCGCUGCGACCGCCCGCUGCGACAGCCAGCGCGCCCUCCGAUGACAGUAUCGACCGAGCACUCUCGCAGAUGAUUGGCGACAGCCUGAAGAGCGAUACCCGCGCCGACGAGGAGCCGCCCGAGAAGCGCCAGAAGACCAACGCGGACUUCGUCAAGAGCUUGCUCUUCGCGUCGACUGCCGGUUCUUCGGGUGAUGGGUUGUCUACGCUGGGAAUGGCGCGGCCUGCAGAGGCUCCAGAGGCCCCCGCGGUGGUUGAGGCCGUCACGAAGGACCCCAUGAAAACGGCCAGGGAGAUAAUGGAUAAGGUGGCGAAUGACUUUGCGGACUUGCCGAAAGACAAGAGGAUCCUCGCCGGUUUGGUGCGAUACCUGAGCGAGGCACCCAUCUCCAACUACGCUCUCUCCAACCACCACCGCCUCACCAUGCUCCUCAUCAUCGAGGGCGAUCGCUGGCGGGCGCAUUCGAAGGGGUGCUUCUACUACACGGGCGGCUGCUGGGACCAAGUGGAAGCAUUCGACAUCAAGGGCUGGGACUACAUCACGGCGCUGGAGGGCGCGUUCGCGAAGAUUGGCGGCGCUGGCGUGGACGACUACAAGUGCCCCGAAUGGAAAUGGCCCGCGCUGCAGGGCGUUGUCGGCCAGAUGCUUCGCCAGGACGCCGUGACGCUCGCCACGCUCUGCAACGGCGCGAAGGAGCAUUCGGACGCCCUCAAGAAGGCCACCGACAACAAAGGAUGGAAAGGCAACUGGGCGUUGAGGGCGGUGGACAUGAUGUGCACGUUCAAGGCCGCAGUGGACAGGGGGACGACGCGCACCCCCCUAACCGUGCUCUUCCUUAAGACGUGCGACGCGCCCAAGCCCAGAUCCCAGGGCGUGACGUUCACCGAUUGCUACCUGGACUCCAACUGGGAUCUAGCCCCCCCACGUCCCGAGAACGACUGCUACAUGCGCGUGCCCUACCAGUUCUUCUGGUCGGAGGAGGACGCUAAAGCAGCGGGGGUCGACGCCGCGAAGUGGGACGAGCAGUUGUCGGUGUUCUUGAAGGGCCUGUACUAUAAGAACGAGGCAGUGUUCCAACUUGAGCUGGCGUCGCUGAAAUUGGCGUUCCUGCGAGUGAACUCGGCCAAGAUGAACUUCAAGAUCGGGCACGGAGGGGGCGGCGAGCACAUGGGGGCCACCUUGCAGCGGAACCUCGUCGGCGAAGCGAACGCCCACUACCUCGACUGCGGCGUCUCCUACGAUCGGUCGGAGUGGCGGAAGUCGGGAGGGGCAGCGUGGAACAAAUCCAUUGUUCGCAUACAAGAGUGCGACGCCAACGCCCACAUGGUGUCCGACAUAUGGAAGCGCUUCAUUGUCGGGGAGGAGCUGUCGUGCCGCGUCAACUACGGGUUCACCGUGCAGAGGACCUUCGGCGAAUGCAAAAAGGACCAGGAGCUGAAUUACGAGAACAUUCCAGUUCUGGAGGAGACAGGGACGUCGCGGAAGAAAUUGUGCGAGCAGUUGGAGCGGCGGAUCAUAUGUUCCCGCAUGGGGAAGGCGACGUUCGUGCACAAUGAGGAGGACGUGUGCCACGAGGAGGGCCGCUUCUUGAAGAUCCCACAGGACACGUUGGACGAGUUCCUGUCGCACCCGUGGGUCGCUGCCAGGUUCGCUCACAAGUACUUGCGCCCCUUCGCCAAGCAGUACGCGGCCCACAACUCGCUUGUGAUGCUGGACAACAUCGAAGCAUUGAGCACGGAGAUGUACAGGGAUCUUGUCUGGCUGGCUUCCAGGCUCUCCGGCGGCGUCGACCCGCCCCCCGAGGACGGCCAGCCGACAGACGCGGUCGAGAGGAACUUGAUUGUGUCGGCCCACGCGAGCACGCCCAUGAAGGCCGUCGUCAAGGCGUACCUCAUUGAGAACGUAGACUGCAUACCUGGGACGCGGAAGCCAGGGAAGAAGGGCGCCUCAAAGUGGCAAAACCUCACGGCCGCCAUCGGGAAGUCGAACCUGCGCCUCUUCACGCAGUGCGACACCAACGCUUUGAGGAAACUCAUGGUUAACUACGAGAAGAUGAUGCAGACGUGGGAGGCAUGCGGCGGCGCGGAUGUGUUCGAAAAUUGGGAAGACUGGGGCAAUCCAUUCGACAACAUUGACAACACUUCUACGCUCGUUGCAGGCGGCUGCGUCGAGUGGUACGCAAUGAUCCUGGAGCACUUGACUACUCCCGUGACGCGGUUCGAUGGUGUGUCUACCACAAAGACCAGAUGCGUUGAGAUGCCUUCUUUGGUUGAGUUGCAGGAGUACGCCAAGGGCAAGACGGAUCGGCGCCAGGCUGUCCUCGACGCGUACAUCGCGCGCUGCCUCCCUCACUACGACAGCGCCCAGCGGACGGUCACUCUGCCCAUGGACUACUACAUCCCACUACCAUAUGGACGCUCGUUGUGCCGAGGGGUCGGUGGACAGAAGUUCACUCGUGAGGCACGGGACGUCGCCUUCCCCGACUACAUCGAGAGCGAUUCUCCGUGUUGCCACCCGCGUUUGUUCAUGAAGGCUCUGCAGGAGCGCGGUCUGUGGAACAAGAACAGGUUCCCCAUGAUCCACAAGUUCUGCGCCGAGUACAAGAAGUGGCGCGAGGCCAUUGCCCAGUACCUGGACAUCUCCAUUGACGAGGCCAAGGUGGAGCUGAUCAAGCUAUUCUACGGUUCUUGCACGCAUCUUCCGUGGAUACUGAAGCUCUCAAGCGAGAUUAUCGACGGUGCCCACUUGUUGCUCGCUUGCGCGGAGUUCGCCGAGUACAACGUGCUCUACGCCGACCGCCCGAGCCCCGUCUUCAGCAGGAUCGCGGCCAUCCUCUCGCACAUGGAGAACACUGCGUUGAUGAUUAUGCUGGGCGCUGUGCGGACGGCAGGAAGCAUCAGCGAGGUCCUCCUCUUCGACGGGCUCCUCGCGAAGGUGGUGGACUUCCUGGGAGAAGCGAUGGUGGCGGUAGCCGUGGCCGAGGCGAGCGCCGCCGCAGGUGUACAAUUCCACAUAAAGUCGUGGCCGCGCGUGGACCAGCACGUUCGCUUCGCAAGGGCCGUGCUUCGCGACUCACGAACGGCGGUCGUUCGGAGGGGGCGCGGCGAACGCCAGGUGGUCAAUUGCAUCGUCUCGGUGGCUGAUUGGGCACAGCUGUCUCCCAAGACCGCGCUCGACGAGGAGAGCGCGACCAUGACGGUCAAGGAGUUCAACGAAUCCGAACUGGACCAUUCCCAGCGCGAUGCGACAAAGAUCCCUCAGUUCACCAAGGAGACUAUGGACAGCGUCUUCCGCCGCGACAAUCCCGAGGGCACUGUGUACGGCGUCAUUGAGGUUCAGCCAGCGCCUGCGCCUGCGCACUGCCACGGCGUCAGGAUCUUGGAGGGCGGUUGCGUGGGGCUCUGGGGCCCGACGGCUCCUUCAGUGGAGAUGCAGUUGCGCAUGGCCGAACUGGAGGCGCUCGCGGAGGGCAGAGAUUUGAAGUGGUUUUCCUUGAAGACGGUGCAUGCGGACGCGGGCUUGCCGACUGACGGGGACGACGCGUGCGUGAUGCCAGCCGCGGGUGCCGAUGAUCUGUUCCAACCAGGACCUGGUCUGCAGCAGGCUGUGGACACAGAGGGCCCCUUCGAGACGCAUUUGUGGGAGUGCGCCCACUGCGGUGCCAAGUUGAAGCAAAGCACGGGCAUGCCAUCUCGUUCCGACAUCUCCUGCAGGCUGUACGACCUCCACUGCACCACGGAGAUCUCGGUGAGGACGUGGAAGUGCACGAACAAAACUUGCGAGAUCACCUACGGGCCGAACUUCAUGUGGGUCGGCGGCGACAAGGUCAAUACGGCGACGCUGGCGGAUUUCGAGCAGUCGGGGGUUGUUUUCGUGAGCAACCAGAGGGCGUUCACCAUGCGCUACUUGAGGUACCACGAGAAGCUCAUGUUCCGUUCCUUCACCACCGCUCGCGGCAUCGACUGGGUCACCAAGGAGACCUUCUCGGACAAGGCUGAGGACGGGUACGGCAAAGAAUUCGUGACCGAUUACAGGAAGCUCCACCUCGACGCCCUGAUGUACCUGAUCGCUGUGCAGGAGAUGGAACCGAUCAAAGAGCACCGCGGCAUCAUCAUUGGCAAGGAGAUCACCGACGAUACCUUCUCCAAGUUGGACAGCUACUACCACAGGAACGUGUUCCCCGAUCCGCGUCCGAAGAAGAUCACUGUGCUCGUCGGGGGCGGACGCGAGAAAGUUCUCACGAAAUGCAACGACGAGGAGAGGCAGAAGCGCGCCGUGCGCAGGAGGCCAGCAGCGGCGAAGGGGUCGAUGAAGAGGGUGCGCAAGACCGCCAUCAAGAAGCACGUCCUGAAGGUGAGGCCCGCCGCGAAGAAGAAGUCUGUGGUUCUCAAGAGGCCGUCCGCCGCGCCAGUGCGCAAGAGGCCGUCUGCCGCUGCACCCGGCAAGGGGGCGUCCGCCGCGGCCAUUCGGAAGAAGGCGCAGUGCAAGAGCAGCAGCAAAGCAGCCCGCCACAUGCACCACAACCACGGCUGGUUCAUGGUUCUCACCCCUGAUGGGCGCAUCGUUGCCGCAGUCGAGCAGAAGAACCCAGAGGGCAACGGCGUGGCGGCAGAAGCCUUGACUCGCGCUCUCAAGAAGCACCCCAACGUGAACACGUUCGUUUACGAUCGGUGCUGCUCCUUCUACGUGUCAGCCCAGAAGUUGCCUGCCUUCAAGAACAUCAAGUACUGGGCCGUCGACUUGAUGCAUGCGAAGGGGCACGCCCGCAGCUGCCCCUGCAACCCGUACCACAUUAAGCGAUUGAGCCGCCGCCUGACCGGCAUCAACACGCAGGUGGCCGAGCAAUCCUUCUCGUGGUUUAGGGGCUACGCGCGCCCGCUCAACGAGAUGGUCCCGCUGAGGCACAAGCUCUGCGUGCUCUUCUUCGCCAAGCUUCACAACAACUACGUGGCGGAGCAAAACAUCGAGUACCUGCCGCCGACGGGCAGCCUCAAGACGACGCAGGGAACGGGCGGGCACUACGGAUGCGCUUAG
Prorocentrum cordatum is the source of this 5553-nucleotide messenger RNA. NCBI's taxonomy places the organism in Eukaryota, Dinophyceae, Prorocentrales, Prorocentraceae. The record is from the annotation of a GenBank genome assembly.